Xenia sp. Carnegie-2017 is the source of this 1696-nucleotide messenger RNA. Its product is annotated as probable ATP-dependent RNA helicase DDX47. The record is from RefSeq and is a predicted model, not a curated record. Gene Ontology annotation, molecular function: RNA helicase activity; ATP binding; nucleic acid binding. Bases 138 to 1475 code for a protein of 445 amino acids. The transcript is spliced from 16 exons. NCBI's taxonomy places the organism in Eukaryota, Metazoa, Cnidaria, Anthozoa, Malacalcyonacea, Xeniidae.
GGUUUAUUCUGACAAAUACGAUUUUAUCAUCUUGUCCGCCAUGAUGGUUACCUAGCAACGCGUUCAGUAACCAUGGUAACUGUGGUCAUGCCGAAGCGUCCCGUCAAUAAUUUCGCGAAAUAUUUUACGUUUUCAGCAUGGCGGAUGAAAUGGAGGAAAACCUCGCUGAAAAGGAAGAAAUUUCUAGUUUUAAAGACCUUGGAGUCACAGAUAUUUUGUGUGAAGCUUGUGAGAAAGUCGGAUGGAAAAAACCCACAAAAAUUCAACAAGAAUGCAUUCCUCUGGCAUUGCAAGAGAAAGACAUUAUCGGUUUAGCAGAAACAGGCUCAGGCAAAACGGGAGCAUUUGCUUUACCUAUACUUCAGACAUUACUUGAUAAUCCUCAAAGACUUUUUGCUUUGGUUCUUACUCCAACAAGGGAACUUGCAUUUCAGAUAUCUGAGCAGUUUGAAGCUUUGGGAUCUUUAAUUGGUGUGAAAUGUGCUGUUAUUAUUGGUGGUAUUGACAUGAUGUCACAGUCGUUGGCUCUUGCAAAGAAACCUCACAUUAUUGUCGCAACACCCGGACGAAUUGUUGACCAUCUUGAAAACACGAAAGGAUUCAAUCUCAGACCUUUGAAGUUCUUGGUGAUGGACGAAGCAGACAGAAUUCUGAACAUGGACUUUGAAAAAGAGGUUGACAAGUUAUUGAAAGUGAUUCCUAAAGAAAGAAGAACAUAUUUAUUUUCCGCUACAAUGACAAAAAAGGUGAAAAAACUUCAGAGAGCAUCGUUACAAGAUCCUGUUAAAGUAGAAGUUUCAACAAAGUAUACAACCGUUGAAAAACUUCUACAAAGUUAUAUUUUCAUACCAAGCAAGUACAAGGACUGUUAUCUUGUUAGUAUCUUAAAUGAGCUCGCUGGGAAUUCCUUUAUGGUGUUUUGUGGUACCUGUAACAAUGUGCAAAGAACGUCAUUAUUACUGCGUAACCUUGGUCUUCAUGCCGUUCCUCUACACGGACAAAUGAGUCAGUCAAAACGUCUUGGUACUUUGAAUAAAUUCAAGUCAAAAUCCAGAUCUAUCUUGGUCGCAACAGACGUCGCAAGUCGAGGUUUAGAUAUCCCUCAUGUUGAUGUUGUCAUUAAUUUUGAUAUUCCUACACAUUCCAAGGACUACAUACAUCGUGUUGGUCGCACAGCUCGCGCGGGGAGAUCUGGUAGAGCCAUAACAUUUGUCACUCAGUAUGACGUUGAGUUGUAUCAACGUAUUGAGGUAUUGAUUGGAAAAAGAUUACCAAAAUUUGACGUCGUUGAAGAGGAAGUGAUGGCGCUUGUAGAGCGAGUUACUGAAGCACAAAGAAUUGCAAAAAUGGAAAUGCGUGAGAUGGAAGAAAAGAAAAAACGACCCAGGCAGGACAAAGAUAUUGACAAUGAAAUGCAAAUACCAAAGAAAAAAGGAAGAACUAAUUCAGCAAAUAAAAAAAGAAAAACAAGGUAGAAAAAUAUGUGAAAGUUUACAUGGAAACUGAAGAUAUAUUUUAAUGGUUGAUGGAAGAAAAUUGAAUAUCUAGGUCAAGUCAAUUUUACCAUUGAUACCAAAGGAAUUUUCUUCACAAGACAUAGAUUUAUAGUAUAUUUUCUGAUUUACUGCACAAGAAUAUGAAUAUUUAUUUAACAUGUGAAUGACAAUCAUAAACAAUUGUUAAAUCAUCGGCAAAA